CAUGACAUCGGUAAACAUGACAAAAGAAACCGCAAAAUAAGGACAUCUGUACAUUUCCGUCGUCCAAAAACCCUUAAGCUGCCCAGGGCUCCCAAAUAUCCACGCAAGAGUGUGAACAAGAGUAACAAACUUGAUCAGUAUGCAUUGAUUAAGUACCCUCUGACCACUGAGUCUGCCAUGAAAAAAAUUGAAGACAACAAUACUCUUGUAUUUAUUGUCGACAAGCGUGCUAACAAGCCCAUGAUAAAGAUGGCUGUCAAGAAACUGUACGAUAUUGAAGUAUCAAAGGUUAAUACAUUAAUUAGGUCUGAUUGUGAAAAGAAAGCCUAUGUGCACUUGGCUCCAGAUUAUGAUGCCUUAGAUGUUGCCAAUAAGAUUGGAAUCAUCUAAAGUGGAGUAUAACUGCAUUAAAAUUUGUUCUAAA
Messenger RNA from Physella acuta, 424 nucleotides. Its product is annotated as large ribosomal subunit protein uL23. Gene Ontology annotation, cellular component: ribosome. Gene Ontology annotation, molecular function: structural constituent of ribosome. Gene Ontology annotation, biological process: translation. NCBI's taxonomy places the organism in Eukaryota, Metazoa, Mollusca, Gastropoda, Physidae. The record is from RefSeq and is a predicted model, not a curated record.